Messenger RNA from Ceutorhynchus assimilis (cabbage seed weevil), 1056 nucleotides. NCBI's taxonomy places the organism in Eukaryota, Metazoa, Arthropoda, Insecta, Coleoptera, Curculionidae. The record is from the annotation of a GenBank genome assembly.
AAAAAUGUCAAAAUUCACUCAUUUGUCAUAAUUUACGUUUGUUCAUUUGAUAUACACUUUUUAUCACAAGAUUUUUACCACCUACUUUAUCUUCAAUGUCUCGCAUCCGGUCAAUUACAAUCUUCCGAAGUUUCUGGACAACCGGGUCAAAAGGUAGCCGAAAAUGCCCCGACUCCUCUUCUGGAGUAGAACUGCCCGACCACGGAGGAAAGUACAUAAUUUAUCAACGCUUGGCAUUAUUUCUUGGUCUUCCCAUAGUAAUCGGUUUAGGUAUCUUUACUUUUCUGGGCAAGGGGAAAGAAGAGCACGAACGGGAACCAUUUCAUGCGUAUCCGCAUAUGCGCAGACGUACUAAAAGUUUUCCCUGGGGAGACGGCAAGAAGACUCUGUUUCACAAUCCAAAAAUGAAUCCACUUCCCGAAGGAUAUGAAGAUGAAUAAUGUAAAGGCGCGCAUUGUGAUAAAUAAUUUUGGAACUUUCCUUUCAAAUUACAAUAGUUAUUUCUGAAAUAAUUAGUGGAUUUGUUACAAAUUAUAUAAUGAACCUAAGUGAGUGUUUCAUUUUGAAUAAAUAGAGAAAUAUAAACAAUACAAAUCAUAUAAGGAACCACUGCUAGGACCGCCUUUUUUUAUUUAUUUAUUUAUUUAUAAAUUUUCCUUUUUUAUUGAGUAAGUAUUUGUGUUACCCGUGUUACUAAACUACUACCACAUUUAACUCUUGAUUUUUAUUUUGUUUUAAUUUUUCUAUCUUCUGCUUGGUUCACUUGUCCUAGGUUUGAGAUUCUCUGUGAUUGAACCUACUAUAUAUCUCUAAAAUUAUAUUUUUUUUAUAAUUAUAAUAAGAGUAAUAAUAAAAUCUUUAUGUGGUUCUUUUACAAUGUUUCAAGUCAAACAAAAUACAUUGCAUAGGUACCUACCCGACUGGGGUGUAAAUCUCGUCAUAAUACAGGGUGUCCCAGCCGAGAGUGACCCAUUUUAAAUGCUUAUAACUUUUAAACCAGGUGAGCUAGCUACCUGCGGUUUGUGCCAUUCGAUUUCUCUUGGUCUAAAGUUUUUU